This is a messenger RNA of Colletotrichum higginsianum IMI 349063, 351 nucleotides long. RefSeq lists its product as uncharacterized. The record is from RefSeq and is a predicted model, not a curated record. NCBI's taxonomy places the organism in Eukaryota, Fungi, Ascomycota, Sordariomycetes, Glomerellales, Glomerellaceae. The coding region runs from base 1 to 351 and encodes 116 amino acids. The transcript has 2 exons.
AUGUGCUUCCAUGUCUCAUCGCGAGACCCGGUGUUUAUCCAAGAAGAAAUGCUCUCCCGUUCGGGUUACCUGGAAUACGAUUUUACGGGUGCCCGGACGUCAGCAUCGAGUGGUCGGCAACGCAAGGACAAUGGUCGCCCGGCUCAGACUUCUGGACCGGCGACCGGCUAUGGUAUUAGGCUGGGUAAAUCUGCUGGAGCAUUCAACGAAGACGAUGUCACGAAGACAAUAUGGUUGCGGCAUCGGGAGGAUGCCACACACGCUGACGGAAACGAGUGGGCGGCUGGGGACAGCCACUGUUGGCAAGGAUUUGCCCGUUCGAAUUCCGACUUCUUCUGGAUGUCCGGAUAG